Molecule: messenger RNA, 2037 nt
Organism: Phascolarctos cinereus (koala)
Lineage: Eukaryota; Metazoa; Chordata; Mammalia; Diprotodontia; Phascolarctidae
Product: folate receptor alpha-like
Biological process (GO): cell adhesion; sperm-egg recognition; fusion of sperm to egg plasma membrane involved in single fertilization
Cellular component (GO): external side of plasma membrane
Molecular function (GO): signaling receptor activity
Source: RefSeq, a predicted model, not a curated record
CUAGGAUCACACUGUCUGAAGUCAAAUUUGACUCUGGAAGCCCCACCCCCCUCUGCUUCCAGGUUCCAUCCUCCCUCAGCCUCUGACUUCCCCUUCCCUUGGGCUACAGGCCCUAAAGACCAUGACUCAACCAGGAUGGGGGUUGCUAUUCCUGGGCCUCCUGGCCAUGGCCCAUGGGCUUCCAAGAGGAAAUGAUCUGCUCAAUGUCUGCAUGGAUGCUAAACACCACAAGAUACAGCCUGGUCCAGAAGAUGACCUUCAUCGUCAGUGUAGCCCAUGGAAGAAAAAUGCCUGCUGUACAGCAGACACAAGCAUUGCAGCCCAUGAAGAUGCCUCCCCCCUGUACCGCUUCAACUAUAACCACUGCGGAAUGAUGAGCCCGGCUUGCAAACGCCACUUUGUGCAGGACACUUGUCUCUACGAGUGCUCCCCCAACCUGGGACCCUGGAUCCGGCCGGUGUUCUCAAGUUGGAGGAGGGAACGGGUCCUGAAUGUUCCCCUUUGCAAAGAGGACUGUAACCAAUGGUGGGAAGACUGCCGAACCUCAUAUACCUGCAAAGAGAACUGGAGCAAAGGCUGGAAUUGGACUUCAGGGAUUAACAAGUGUCCAGUUGAGGCUGCCUGCCACCCUUUCCCAGUUUACUUCCCAACACCAGCCUCCUUAUGUGAGAACGUUUGGAGUCACUCUUACACUGCAAGCUCUUUUGGCAGGGGCAGUGGCAAAUGUAUCCAGAUGUGGUUUGACCCAGCCCAGGGAAACCCCAAUGAAGCUGUGGCUAAAUACUAUGCUUUUGCCUCUGCCCCAGGCAUUUUCAGUUGGGGGGCCAGUUUCCCCUUCUUGGCUUUGACACUGCUGUUGCUUCUCUGGGGUUAAUCCUCAUCAGGCAUGAAAUCUAACCAAUCUACAUGCAAAACCAUAGCCAAGAUUUCUCUGGGUCUGAGAUCCCUGGACCCCAGCUUCCUGCCUGACACAGCCUGGUCGUCCUGAAACCAAUGGCUUCCCAAUCUGGAUUCUUCCCCUUCAAACCUGAUCUGUCCACUUGGAAACCUACAACCCCACCACAUUUCUCAUUCCCCACCCCACUACUGAGGGGUAGGGCAGGGAGAGAGUACCUUCCUUUCUCCCCAUUUUUAAGUAGCUUCAACUCCAGUCUUCUACCUCUUCUUCUGCAUAGCAAAAUCCAUCCCACCCCACCCUUCUCUUCUUUAGGGGAAAUUAGAAAUUAUUUCUUCGUUCUCUAAAGGCCUCCUUGCUCCUUUCAAGUAAGGAUCAUUUUAUUGAUUAUAUUUGUAUCCCUUGUACUGGUCCAUACAUAAGUAGGUGAUUAAUAGAUGCUGAUUGAUCAAAAAAAUCCCUUCUCUUAUCCUUCCCAGUUCUUCCCCAUACAACAAAAAUUUUCCUUUAGCACUGUUACCAGUCAUUUCAGUUGUGUCUAACUCUUCAUGACGUCGUUGGGGGGUUUCUUGUUGUUGUCUCCUUCUCCGGCUCAUUUUGUAUUUGAAGAAAGUGAGGCAAUUGGAGUUAAGUAACUUGAGCAAGCUCACCCGGUUUUUCUAAGCCAUCCCCUCCCCACAAAUGAAUAACCAGGCACUGGUGGGAGUAGAGGGGGACUGAGGGGUCAGGCAGUGACUGAGGCAAGCCAAAGCUAGAGUUUACUAAGGUGACCUUGAAGUGAUCUCAGCCUCUCCUCUUGUUUCUUUGCGUUCUGGGCUCCUCGCAAAUUAUAAAGCAUACGCUCUACUGAAGGAAGAGACCCAUUUUAGAGAAGCAGAGUGGCAUGAGGGAGAGAACAGGGGAUUUAGGGACGCAGUUCAACCUCAGUUUUCACAGCAGUAAAAAGAAAGGAUUAUUAUCCAUUGCUUCCAAGUUCCAUCCCAAUUCUAAAUUGGUGAUCCCUUGGAAAAGGUGGAAUCAGAUGUGCAGGGUCUUUAGGAGUUCUCCAAUGCAGAGGUUGGUGGCACGCCUGAGUACCUGCCUGAACUGGAUCAAAAUGUAAUUUGGACAUAUUUAUACAAAACAAAUAUAGAUGUAAUAAA